Molecule: messenger RNA, 1164 nt
Organism: Bicyclus anynana (squinting bush brown)
Lineage: Eukaryota; Metazoa; Arthropoda; Insecta; Lepidoptera; Nymphalidae
Product: retinol dehydrogenase 14-like
Exons: 1
Coding region: 150-1088 (312 amino acids)
Source: RefSeq, a predicted model, not a curated record
UUAUAAAAAGUUAUGCAACCUUUGUCAUAUUGGUUAACUAUUGCGUUGCAUAAUAUUUAAAGAAUUGUAGUUAACGUAACUAUUUUUCCUUAUUCUGGUAAUAAUAACCUGUAUUGUUAUCCUUAUUCUUGACAUAACCAAGUAGCACAAUGCUUGUGUACGUUCCUGUGGCAAUUAUUGUAUUUCUAAUUCUUCUAAGAUUAUAUCUGAAGUCAUGUGUGAAAAAGUGUACGUGCAAAUCGACAUUGGUUGGAAAGACAGUUAUAGUGACAGGCGCAAACAGCGGGAUCGGAUAUCACACUGCAUACAAAUUAGCAGCGAAAGGAGCUAGAACAAUUCUCGCUUGCAGAGACGAAAGGCGAGCGCGAGCAGCGGUGGAAAAAAUAAUAAAGGGAACUGGUAAUAUGCAAGUCAUCUAUAAACACCUCGACUUAACAUCGUUGCAAUCCGUUCGUGAUUUUGCUGAUGAUGUUUUAAAAACAGAAGACCGCCUUGAUGUUCUUGUAAAUAACGCAGGGGCUUGUGCCCUUGAAAAUAAAUAUACGAAAGAUGGCAUUAUAGAAGGCAUGCAAGUCAAUCAUUUUGGACCAUUUCUACUGACCCUAAUUUUAUUACCUUUGCUGAAAAGAUCACAACCCAGCAGAAUUGUGAACGUGAGCUCCUUGAUAUACAUGAUGGGUUGUGUGGAUUUCAAAAAGUUAAACGAAAAGAGAUCGUGUAAACAAAUUUUGUAUGCAGAUAGCAAGUUAUGCAAUCUGUUAAUACAACAAGAAUUUGCAAGGCGCCUUGAGGAAAUGGAUGUUACGAUAAACUCGGCGCAUCCUGGAGUCAUUAUGACAAACAUUUUAGGAGAAUUGAAUCCGUUGUUUGAAGCAUUUCUGACCUUUAUGUGCUGGAUGAGUCCUAGGUCUAUUGAAGAUGGAGCAGAGACGGUGGUUCAUUUAGCUUUAUCUCAAGAAUGUGGAACUUAUUCUGGAAAAUUUUAUAUUGAUUGUAAAGAGAGAUAUCUAUUGUAUAAAGCAAGAGACCUCGACCUUGCGAAAAAACUUUGGGAACUAUCCGAAAAUGAAGUUAAAGACUUUUUGUAAAGGCAUUUUAUGUAAUUAUUUUAGUGAAUAAAUGAAAUUUUCUAAAAUAUCAAAUUAAAUCAGACUUUAAAAUUUA